CUGAGCUUUUUAGUUUCAUUGAAAAUAAAAAUAUAUUACAAGGAUAUUUGUGGUCAGCUAAAAUCCCCUGCUUGAGGUCCUGCGACACUGGUGUCAUUGGUGAAUGACCGAAGAUGUCUCACACCAGGUUGUUUGCCAAGCUGCUUUUGCAGCAGAGUGGAGUCAGGCACUGUUAUACGGGUACAAGAAAGAAUCUCUACAUCACCAAGAACUCAAAAGUCAUUUGUCAAGGUUUCACGGGGAAGCAGGGAACAUUUCAUAGUCAGCAGGCCCUUGACUAUGGCUCCCAGUUAGUUGGAGGUGUUUCUCCUGGUAAAGGUGGCAAAACGCACCUCGGCCUGCCAGUGUUCAACUCGGUCGUAGAGGCCAAGGAGGGCACAGGGGCAGAUGCCACCGUAAUUUAUGUACCUCCGCCAUUUGCGGCAGCGGCCAUUAUCGAGGCCAUUGACGCAGAGAUCCCCCUGGUGGUUUGCAUCACCGAGGGCAUUCCCCAGCAGGAUAUGGUGAGAGUCAAACAUAAGCUUCUGCGUCAGAGCAACACUCGCCUCAUAGGCCCCAACUGUCCAGGAGUCAUCAAUCCUGGAGAAUGCAAGAUUGGUAUCAUGCCAGGUCAUAUCCACAAGAAAGGACGAAUUGGAAUUGUAUCCCGAUCAGGAACUUUGACAUAUGAAGCUGUUCACCAAACCACACAAGUCGGCCUGGGGCAGUCUCUUUGCGUUGGUAUUGGCGGAGAUCCAUUCAAUGGCACAAAUUUCAUAGACUGUCUGGAGGUGUUCCUGCAGGAUCCCAAGACAGACGGCAUCAUCCUUAUUGGAGAGAUUGGAGGCAAUGCGGAGGAGAAUGCAGCAGAAUAUCUUAAACAGCAUAACACCGGAGCAAAUGCAAAACCUGUGGUGUCCUUCAUUGCCGGGCUAACUGCUCCACCUGGCCGUAGGAUGGGCCAUGCAGGCGCUAUCAUCGCCGGUGGAAAAGGCGGAGCCAAAGAGAAGAUUGCAGCCCUCCAGUCUGCAGGCGUUGUGGUCAGCAUGUCUCCUGCCCAGCUGGGCAGCACUAUGUUCAAGGAGUUUGAGAAGAGGAAGAUGCUGUGAAUUUCUGCAGGAGGGCACCCCACCUUUAACACCGUGCCCAGAAAAUUCAGAGGAACAGCCCAAUGUGGAGGUGGAUGCGGCCUACAGGAUCAGCCUACCCCGAUUACUACAACUCUGAAACGCACACGUUAUGUUCAUGUCCUUGUUUCUGCCAUGAUCUUGUACCUUGCACACGAAGAUGAAAUAAAUAAGUGUCUCCAUGGUGGUAACCAAUAGAACUCA
Cynoglossus semilaevis (tongue sole) is the source of this 1310-nucleotide messenger RNA. It is a transcript of the gene suclg1, whose product is annotated as succinate-CoA ligase GDP/ADP-forming subunit alph. The record is from RefSeq and is a predicted model, not a curated record. The transcript is spliced from 9 exons. Gene Ontology annotation, cellular component: mitochondrion; succinate-CoA ligase complex (ADP-forming). Gene Ontology annotation, biological process: tricarboxylic acid cycle. Bases 114 to 1088 code for a protein of 324 amino acids. Lineage: Eukaryota; Metazoa; Chordata; Actinopteri; Pleuronectiformes; Cynoglossidae. Gene Ontology annotation, molecular function: succinate-CoA ligase (GDP-forming) activity; succinate-CoA ligase (ADP-forming) activity.